Talaromyces amestolkiae is the source of this 1500-nucleotide messenger RNA. RefSeq lists its product as uncharacterized. Bases 1 to 1500 code for a protein of 499 amino acids. The record is from RefSeq and is a predicted model, not a curated record. Lineage: Eukaryota; Fungi; Ascomycota; Eurotiomycetes; Eurotiales; Trichocomaceae. Gene Ontology annotation, molecular function: transmembrane transporter activity. The transcript has 6 exons. Gene Ontology annotation, biological process: transmembrane transport.
AUGGCCGAAAAAGCUCACCAUCUGCACGAUGAAAUUGCCGAUGAGAAUAUCGUUAGGAGCAAGACUUCCAAAUCAGGCAUUGUCUUGCGMCCCCAGCCGUCAAACGACCCAAACGAUCCGCUGAAUUGGCCGCAAUGGGAGAAGUACACGACAUACGUCGUUCUCUGUUGGUUUACGUUUCUCUCCUUCAUGAACUCUUCGGCCUUCACUGUUGCAGUUGUGGACAUCGUGAAAGAAUUUCACAAGACUUCCACAGAGGCAAGUUAUUUGACGUCUCUGCAGGUGCUUGCAAUGGGCUUCGGCGCUUUAUUUUGGAUGGCCAUGACGAGAAAGAUCGGUAAACGGCCUGUAUAUCUAGUUUCUAUCCUUUUCCUCUGCGUCACAAACAUAUGGAGCUACUUUGCAAAAUCAUACGGCAAUCUCCUUGCGUCGCGAGUCGUCGGCGGCUUCCUCACAGCAGCUUCCGAUGCGCCGGUCCCCAGCGUGGCCGCCGAUCUUUUCUAUUUCCAUGAGCGUGGCCAUGCAUUGAUGAUAUUCAACAUUGCUAUUUCAGCAGGCGCCUUCUUUGGUCCCUUCAUAAACGCCUAUAUCACUCAAUAUCUGGGGUGGGCCUGGAUGUGCGGUGUUAUGGCAAUCGCAUCGGGUGUGACAUUUAUCGUGGCGAUUGCCCUUAUCAAGGAGACAGCAUAUAUUCUUCCAAACGGCGUACGAGAUCUCGACCGGUCUGCAGAGACAUAUCCACCGAAGAGAAGUUGGGCUGCAUCCAUGUCCUUGACCGGGGGAGUCGACCCAGAGGCUUCCUUUUUCAGAUGGGUGUUUGAAUCUGUACAGCUCAUGGCAUAUCCACCUAUCUGGGUUAGCGGACUCACAGUUGGGGUGUUUAUCGGAUGUAAUAUUGCGCUUCAAUUGACCGCCUCUCAGACCUUCACGGCUCCGCCCUACUCAUGGGCGCUACAUAGUGUCGGCUUACUGUCACUGUCUGGUUUCACAGGCUCUGUGAUCAGUUUCUUCUUUGGUGGUUACCUCAUCGACUGGCUGGCGAUUCGAUCAAUCAAGCGUCACGAUGGGCAUGCAGAGCCUGAGUAUAGACUGCCAGCCAUGAUAAUCCCGGCUGUCAUUGGUCCUAUGGGACUGUUAACCUUCGGACUCGUUAUUGCGUAUGGGAAACCUUGGGCUGGUGCAGCUAUCGGGUAUGGCAUGCAAGGAUUUGGCGCGACAGCCGCUGCAAACAUUGCAGUCACAUAUGCUGUCGAUUCUUAUCGUCUAGUCGCCGGAGAAACGAUCGUGAUUAUAUUCAUUCUUCGGAAUGUGAUUGUCUGCCUCAUCUCAACUUAUAUCUCGAAGUGGUUUCAGAAUCAAGGCAAGAAAGAUGCCUUUGGAGAAUUGGUCGCUGUUGCCUAUAUUAUUUUGUCAUUCUCUUUAGUCAUGUACUUCGUCGGGUCUCGCAUUCGACGAUUUACCAUGACAUAUGGCCCUAUGGCCAAGCACAGACUGUACUGA